Molecule: messenger RNA, 606 nt
Organism: Fusarium pseudograminearum CS3096
Lineage: Eukaryota; Fungi; Ascomycota; Sordariomycetes; Hypocreales; Nectriaceae
Exons: 6
Coding region: 1-606 (201 amino acids)
Biological process (GO): tubulin complex assembly; protein folding; microtubule-based process
Cellular component (GO): prefoldin complex; cytoplasm
Molecular function (GO): tubulin binding
Source: RefSeq, a predicted model, not a curated record
AUGGCGUCAAAAGGAAAGGAAACAGCGACAAGUAAAGAUGCUACACCUACCAAUCCGCGGGGCAUCCCCUAUGCCCCGUUCGUGGAUAAGGUCGAGGACUAUGUCACCACCCGAGACGAUGUCGAGCCCACCCUGCGCAGCUUCCAAGAAAUGAUAUCGAAAUACCAAUUCAUGGAGAUGAACUUACAGAAGCGAAUGGGCGGUCUCAAGGAAAAGAUCCCAGAUAUCCAAAAGACCCUAGACUCGGUCAAGUUUCUCAAGCUAAGAAAGGAUGACGAUGAAGCGAUAGAAACAACAUUCGAACUUAACGAUACUCUAUACUCAAAGGCGAAGAUACCUGCGACUGAGGAGGUCUAUAUUUGGCUAGGAGCCAAUGUGAUGCUCUCAUACCCCAUAGACGAGGCAGAGACACUAUUGAGUUCAAAGCUCUCGACGGCAAAGACAAGCUUGUCAAACUGCGAAGAGGACCUCGAUUUCCUCCGCGAGCAGAUCACAACCAUGGAGGUCGCCGUAGCCCGAGUUUACAACUGGGAGGUGGUACAGAAGCGAAAGGACAAGGCGGUCGAAGAGGAAGAGAACAAAAAGGUCAAGUCACAAGGUGACUAA